UCUUGCUUGAAUCUGUUUCAUAUAUGAAUCAAAUUCAAAACAAAAUCUACAAUGAUAAGAAAUGUUUUAUAUCGAACAGAUUCUUUGAUUUUAAAGAUUUCAUCAUUAAAUUACAAUAGAAAAUCAUGUAAAAAUAUUUAUUUCUCCAAUAAUAAUGGGUUUUUCACCAAAUCAACAAAUCAACAUUUGAGUUCAACAGAAGUUCAUUGUAUAAAUGUGGUAAAAAAAUUUGAUUAUGAAAAUUUUGUGGCUACAUUGUUCAUUUCUGAUGAAGAAAUUCGUCGAACAGCAUUUGCCCUUCGUGCCUUCAAUGUCGAAUUGGCGCAAGUUCGUGAUAUCACCAGAACAGAUGAAUUGGCUCAAAUUCGAUUUCAAUUUUGGCACGAUGUCAUCGACGAGAUUUACUUAAUCUCCUCUGAUAAUCAUGUUCCGGAUAAAGAAACACUUAUGAAAUAUAAAAAUUUUCCUUUGGCAUUUGAACUAUUCAAGGUACUUUCUGGAACUGAAAAAUUAUCUAAACAUUGGAUUUCGAGACUAAUUCAAAUUCGUCGAGAUCCAAAAUACUUGGGUGAAUAUCCAUUUCAAACAUUAGAUGAAUUGGAAAAAUAUUGUGAAGCAUCAGUUGUGUCAAUCUAUUAUUUGUUAAAUGAGAAAUCCAUUCAAUCACUAAAUGAAGGACAAAAGAAUGCAGGCUAUCGUAUAGCUUUAGAUCAUGUAGCCAAUCAUCUUGGAAAAGCACAAGGAUUGACAAAUAUUCUUCGAGGCAUUAUACAUAAUUCCAAAAAUCGACGAUGUUAUAUACCGAAUGAUAUACUGAUCAAAAGUAAAUCUUCACAUGAAGCGUUUCUUCAAUGUCAACAGGAUAAUGAUUCUCUUCGAGAAGCCAUAUUCUUAAUUGCAUCAACUGCUAAAGGUCAUCUAGAACAUGUUCAAAAAUUACUCGAUUCAAAUGGAAAUGAAACACCGACGAUACGAAAAUCUGAUCGAUUAAUGUUUUUGCCGAUGAUGGCCAUACAGGCAUAUCUCCAUGAUCUUCAACGUGUACAAUUCAAUGUAUUCGAUAGACGGCUUUAUCGUCGCCGUGGUUCAUUACCUUUAAAAAUGUGGUGGAAAUGUAAAAUUUUUAAUUUUAGAAAUUAAAAAAAUAAAAUAAAAUUCAAUUGUUAUUUAUAUAUGUCA
Dermatophagoides pteronyssinus (European house dust mite) is the source of this 1179-nucleotide messenger RNA. It is a transcript of the gene sicily, whose product is annotated as NADH dehydrogenase (ubiquinone) complex I, assembly factor 6 homolog sicily. The record is from RefSeq and is a predicted model, not a curated record. Gene Ontology annotation, biological process: biosynthetic process. Lineage: Eukaryota; Metazoa; Arthropoda; Arachnida; Sarcoptiformes; Pyroglyphidae.